AAAAUGAAACAAAACUUUUUAAGAGUUUGUUUUAUAAAUUCGCCUAAUAAUGUCAAAAUUCCAACAUAAACUUUAUACUACUAGGAGGUGCCAAACAUGCACCCUAUCACAUGGAAAAUAUGCACUUUCUAUCCAGCAGUUAUUUCACUUUUUGACCUGUACUCAACUCUAAUUUUCCUUAAAUUCUCCAACACCCCACCAAAAAAAAAAAAUAGAGGAGAAAAGCUGAAUUUCAAUUAAAAAAAAUAUGGGGUUCUUGAAAUGUGUUGUUAUAUUUCUAGUUGUGUUUUCUUAUGUGGCAAAUGGAGAUCCUUUGGUUCCAGCAUUGAACAUAUUUGGAGAUUCUGUAGUUGAUGUUGGAAAUAAUAACAAUUUGACUACUCUUAUCAAGGCUAAUUUUCUUCCUUAUGGAAGGGAUUUUGUUACUCAUAGACCUACUGGAAGAUUUUGCAAUGGGAAGCUGGCUACUGACUUCACUGCUGAAUAUCUUGGGUUCAGUACAUAUCCACCAGCUUACCUUAGCCCAGAAGCAAGAGGAAGAAAUAUACUGACUGGUGUCAACUUUGCCUCUGCUGCUUCUGGUUAUUAUGAAAGGACUCCUCAACUUUAUCGUGCACUUACAUUGACACAGCAGCUACAAUACUACAGGGAUUGGCAAGGAAAAGUAGUGAAUUUAGUAGGGAGGACACAGGCUAAUAACAUUAUCUCUGGAGCAAUCCAUCUAUUGAGUGCAGGCAGCAGUGAUUUCAUUCAGAAUUACUAUGUUAAUCCAAUGCUCAACAGGAUCGUCUCACCUGAUCGAUUUUCCAACAUGCUUAUGCAAUCUUAUACUACAUUCGUUCAGAACCUUUAUAGUAUGGGAGUAAGGAAGAUUGGAGUCACAACUCUGCCACCAACAGGUUGUUUGCCAGCAGCUAUAACUUUGUUUGGUAGAGGAAGCAAUCAAUGUGUUGCUAGAUUGAACCAAGAUGCUGUUUUCUUCAACGCCAAGCUGAACCGGACAUCGGAUAGUUUGAGGAGUAGACUUCCAGGCCUUAAGCUUGUCGUCUUCGACAUCUAUCAGCCUCUCUUUGAUAUGAUCACUAAACCUGCUGAUAGUGGAUUCUUUGAAUCAAGGAGAGCUUGUUGUGGGACUGGUACGAUAGAAACAUCGUUCCUUUGCAACGUCAGGUCAAUAGGGACAUGUUCCAAUGCCUCACAGUACGUAUUCUGGGACGGGUUCCAUCCCUCUGAAGCAGCUAAUGAGAAAUUAGCACAAAGUCUACUGGAGCAGGGCUUUGAUCUCAUCUCUUAAUAAGCGAUUCUACGGUUGCUGUUGAGGUUGCAAAAAAGUUUAGUUCAUUCAAGUUUAAGCUUAUUAGCAAGUCUUUGUGGUAAAGUAGUUACUGAAACUAUUUGAAGGUAUGUGUUUGCCAAGAUUUCAUCUCCUGUUACAUAAUAAUCAGCAGAAAUAUUAUUAUUUAUAAUACAUACAUGGUAAGAGUUUCCACAUUA
Capsicum annuum is the source of this 1494-nucleotide messenger RNA. RefSeq names its product GDSL esterase/lipase At5g03820. The record is from RefSeq and is a predicted model, not a curated record. The transcript is spliced from 5 exons. Lineage: Eukaryota; Viridiplantae; Streptophyta; Magnoliopsida; Solanales; Solanaceae. The coding region runs from base 248 to 1294 and encodes 348 amino acids. Gene Ontology annotation, molecular function: hydrolase activity, acting on ester bonds.